This is a messenger RNA of Ahaetulla prasina, 7461 nucleotides long. RefSeq names its product ankyrin repeat domain 12 (gene ANKRD12). Bases 221 to 6241 code for a protein of 2006 amino acids. Gene Ontology annotation, cellular component: nucleoplasm. The transcript is spliced from 13 exons. Gene Ontology annotation, molecular function: protein binding. The record is from RefSeq and is a predicted model, not a curated record. Lineage: Eukaryota; Metazoa; Chordata; Lepidosauria; Squamata; Colubridae.
GGGAGCGACUGAACUGAGGGGAAGGGGUGUCGUCCAAACCCGACUGUUACCGUAGCUGUUGGAACGGGGUUGGAACUCGGGGCGCCGCUCACUGGCAGCGGGUGGCUGAGCAGCCUGGAAAGGACAGCCAGUCUUGUCAGGAGUCGUCUAUCUCUUCCGCUGAGGAAAAGAUACAUAAUGAGCAUAUUGAUGCAAGAUAAAUUUAGUGAACAACUAUAAAAUGCCCAGGUUUGGGUCAACAAAGACAGUUCAAGUUCAGAAUUCUGUCAGCGAUAGCACCAUGGUGGAGAAACCAACUGGAAGAAAGAGCAAGGACAAGAUUGCCUCCUACAGCAAAACUGCAAAAGUGGAUAGAAGUGAUGUGGGAAAGGACAUGAAAGAAAAAUCUUCCAUGAAACGUAAACUUCAGUUUAAUGUUAGUCCACCUAGAAAUGAAGAUCGAAAUUCAGAUACAGAUUCAGAUCCAGGACAUACAAAUGAAAACUGGGGGGAGAGAUUAAUCCCUUCUUGCAGGACAUAUUCAGAGAAAGAAGUCCCAGAAAAGAAGAAAAUGAAAAAGGAAGCUGGAAAUAAAAAAACUGCACCUGUUAGCAUUCUUUUUGGUUAUCCAUUAUCAGAACGUAAACAGAUGGCCCUUCUUAUGCAGAUGACUGCAAGAGACAACAGCCCAGAUCCUAAUUUAAAUCACCCUUUACAAACAGUGACCACACAAAAGAAAACUCCAAGCUCCUCAUCACGCCAAAAAGAUAAAGUUAACAAAAGAAAUGAACGAGGAGAAACACCCUUACAUACAGCUGCCAUUAGAGGUGAUGUUAAACAAGUUAAAGAAUUAAUUAGUCUUGGUGCAAAUGUGAACGUGAAAGAUUUUGCAGGUUGGACACCUCUUCAUGAAGCCUGUAAUGCUGGUUAUUAUGAUGUUGCUAAGGUCUUGAUAGCAGCAGGGGCAGAUGUAAAUACUCAAGGCUUAGAUGAUGACACACCACUCCAUGAUUCUGCAAGCAGUGGACAUAGGAAGAUUGUGAAGUUGCUCCUCCGACAUGGUGGUAAUCCAUUUCAAGCCAAUAAACAUGGAGAAAGACCUGUAGAUGUAGCAGAAACAGAAGAACUGGAACUAUUACUGAAAAGAGAAGUUCCUAUUUCUGAUGAUGAAGAUGGCUGUUCAGAUCUUGAUGAAGCACCAUCUGUAAAUCCUUCCAGCAUAGAAGGCAAUAUGGAUUCUGAGACAGAGAAAGAAUCUCUAGCUAAUGACAACAAACAUGUUUCUAAUAAAACAUCUCUUCCAUCAGCUCUUGAUGAAUAUGAAUUCAAAGAUGACGAUGAUGAAGAAGUUAAGAAAAUUAUAGAUGAUAGACAUAUUCCACGGAAAGAUCUGAGAAAAGAAGAUAUGUCUGAAACAGAACAAAGUAACUUAUUCCUUACACAGGAAAAACUAUCAUUUCCAAAAACAUUUAAAAAUAAAAAACAGAAACCUUCCAGAGUCCUGUAUUCAAGUUCUGAAAGUUCAGAUGAAGACAUUCUUCAAGACAAAAAAAUAUCAUCUCCUUCAUGUACUGUUACAGAAAUUUCAAAUUCUGAUGCAAAGACUAAAAAAGAAUAUGUUUAUAAUGAAUAUAAACAAAAAGGAAAAGUUAAAAGAAAAGUAAAAAAUCAAAGCAAAAAUAAAGAAAAUCAGCAAUUAAAACAGGAAAAAGAUCAUUCCAGAUUGACAAACCUGGGUGUUUCUCUGUUAGAAUCAUUAGACACAAGCAAAGAAGAUGAUAAUUUCCGAAAAACAUUUAGCCCGAAAGAGGAUUCUUCUUUGUCCUUACUCCAUAUUACUCCUAGUAGAUCCCCUAAACAUCCAUGUGGCAUUAAUGAAAAACAGUCUUCAACACUUAAACAAGAAAAUGUUAAAAUUUGUUUAUCUCCAGAAGGAUCAGAGGCAACUUCACAAUCUGAAUUAAUUCGAUAUGACCAUAAUGCAGAUACUGAUUUUCUUUUAGAAAAUUCUAGUAAUAAGUCUUACAAGAACAGAGACAAAAGUAAGCAUCAGAAAGAAUUUAUUUUAGAAUUUAGUGAGAAAUCCAGUCCUAAACAGUCCAAAGAUGAAGAUAACAGUCCAAUCUCUGAAAAUUCUGACACUAUGAUGAAGAAGACUGACAAGGAGGGGAAAAUGCUUAAAAAGCAUAAAUUGAAACAUAAAGAAAAGGAUAGGGAUAAGCAUAAAAAGGAACAGGAUGGAGAGAAAGAAAGAUAUAAGCAUAAGGAGAAUUCCAAGGAUGUCCAGAGGAAUGUUGAGUUUGAUAGAGAAUUUUGGAAAGAAAAUUUUUUCAAAAGUGAUGAGGCAGAAGAUAUGUCAGCUGUAGACCAUGAUCCUCAAAUGUCAGAGAAGAAAUCUAAAUUGGAAAAGAUUCUAAUUAAAGAAGACAAAUAUGUGAAAGAGAGAAGCUUUCAAAAAGAUAAAAAUUUUAGAGAAGAAAAAGAAAGAGAAAAAACUAAAAAAGAAAAUGAAAAGGAAGAGAAAACAAAAGAACAUAACAUAUUUCUUGAUAAAGAAGCAGAUUUUUUCUGUUUAGGUGUUAGGGAUAUGUCAUCAAAUAUAACUGUAAUAGAGAAGGAGGACAUUGAUAAACAAGAAAAAAAGGAUCACAGAGAAAAAAAUGAAAAGCGAAAUUCUUCUAUUGAAAAAACAGAAAGAAAAAAUACAGAUAAAGAGAAAAGAGUAAAAUGUGAACACAAAGCAGAAAAGGAUAAAUCAGAUUCUCUUGAAAAUGAAAAAAUAAAAGAAAAAGAAAAGAUUUACAUUCAACAGGUAGAAAAAACAAACAAAGAACAUGAUAAGUUAAAAAGCUUUAAUACUAUUAAAAAGCUUGAUGACAAAGAAAAAAUCAAAGAAAGAUUCGAAAAGAAGCACGAUAAAGAAAAAAAUGAUAGAUACUUUUCGGAAUCUAAAGAAAAAACCAGCAAUGAUAAGAAAUGCAAGAGUUCUGAAAAGGAUAGUGAAUAUUCUAAAAUGGAAAAGAGUAGAAACAAAGAAAAAGAAAUGGAAAAAAAAGAGAAACCAAAAGAACGUGAUAGUUCAGUAAUUACAAACGUGAAACAAACAACAGAAGAGAAAAAAUGCAAUAGUGAAAAAACUUUAUUCUUAAAAGAGAAGCCAAAGGAUGAAUUGCUGAAAACUCCUGACGGAAGAGAGAAGGAUAAAAAAGAUAAAGAUAUUGACAGAUACAAAGAGCGUGACAAAUAUAAAGAUAAAAUGCAACAAAAUAAUGUAUCUAAAUUGAAAUCUGAAACUGAAAAACUUAAAUCUAAACCAUUACCAGUGUCUAAAGACACUCGACCUAAAGAAAAGAGAUUAUUAAAUGAUGACUUGAUGCAGACAAGCUUUGAAAGAAUGCUUAGUCUUAAAGAUCUGGAAAUUGAACAGUGGCAUAGAAAACACAAAGAAAAAAUAAAACAGAAGGAAAAAGAAAGAUUAAAGAAUCGAUCCUGUACCGAACUUAAUAAAAUAAAAGAUAAGGAUAAAAUAAAAUAUUCACUUACUGAAUCAAAGAACAAAGAAUUGAUUCGUUCAAAAAGCUCAGAAUUAUCAGAUGCUUCUGGGAAAGAUAAGCAGCUAAAAGAUGCUACCAGCAGUAGAUCAGUGUCAGUUGAUAUAAAAAAUUCUAGUGGAAAACCAUCCCUAGCAUUGGACAGUAGCUUAAGUAGGUCUCCUAGAUCAGAAAGUGAAAAAACUGGACUAACCUCCAGAUCAAUAUCCAUGAUUUCAAUUGCUAGCUCAGAGGAUUCUUGUCAUACUACAGUAACUCCUCCAAGACCUGUUGCUGAGUAUGAUUCAGAUUUUAUGCUUGAAGGGUCUGAUUCUCAAAUGUCUUUUUCACAUUCACCAUUUUUGCCUAGUGCCAAAUCACCUGCAAACUAUGAGAAUGAUAGUUUGUCAGAUUUGCCAGAGCGCAAUAAAGCAUCUACUUUAAACAGACUUCCUCCAGCUUAUAUUAGAUCAGCAUCAGUCGAAGAUGUAAAAUUUGUUAUAAAUGAUUGCAGACCAGUUGUAGAAGUGCGAAGAUGCAGUAUGCCAGCUGUUUAUGAAAAUACAAAACAGUCCCGAGUACCAGAAGAAAGUAAUCACAGUACUUUGCUCUCAGUUCAAAGUUAUAAUUCUUUUCCUAAACAUGAAUGUUGCAAUUUGCUUGAAAAGGAUUCCCAGAAUGGACUGACCAACUUGUAUUCCAGUUCUGCUUUAUCCCCAAGUAGACCUGUUCAUAAACCUAAUGCAUUAAACACUGCUCCUUCAAGCUCAUCAGGAGAAAGUCAUACAUAUUUAGAACAUAAUAAUACGACUCCAUCAAGUAAAACAUGGGAUGUGCCUUUGGAUAGAUUUAUUUCAUCAAAUAGUGAGUGUUCCUGUUCAAAUUAUUCAGGCUGUGAGCUUGAUGCAUCGAAUGCCUCAGCCAUAACUAAUUUUGAAAAUAAAACUAUAAAAGAGCAGAAAAGUUCUGAAUCUUUUUAUCAUCAUGCUGAAAAUAUAUCAAAUCCUACAUCCCAGGAAAUGGCAGAAUUUUUGCCUGUUCAAUCAUGUUGCCCUUCUCAGAUUCAGCCAAGCACAGAUACAAUUUAUAUGUCAAAGCAUAUAGCUUUGUCAGAUGCAAACAUCCAAGAGCUUCUGAUUAAGAACCCACAAAGUUCCAUUCAACCUAGCAAUUCAAUCUUAGACAUAGAUGCUGCCAGCAAAAAAAAGAUAGAAAAAAGUGUCUUUUUGUCAAACAACAAAAAAGCAGAUAUGCUUAUCACAGUUUAUCCUGAAAAUAUUACUAAAGAUAUUUCACAAAAUUUUGAAAAGGAUUUUGUUGCAAAUGAUCCUCGCUUACACUCUAGUGCAAAUCCAUCUGCAGUAAGUAAGCUCAUUUAUAAAACGUCACAAGCUGAAGAACUUGAUAAUAGUGUAAUUGACAUUCAGUUCCAAAGUGAAAAAGCCCAUUCCAUUGACAUCUGUUCAUCCCAUAUGGCUGGUAAUAAAAAUGACCUAGAUCUUCAAGAUCUAAAUGGUAGAACACUGAAAGGAAUUACAAAUGAGUACAAUAGAAAUUUUUUUAAUAUGGACAGUGCAGAAAACAAUUCAAUGGAAGACAGGCAACAGUACCUACCGCCUAAUUUGGAAAGCCAUUCACAGUUAACUGGACAUGAAGUACAUAAAUUUAGUCCAAUUAUUAAAUUAGAAUUGGAAGAAGCCGUAGAAGAUCCCAAAGCACAACACUAUGAAAUUCCUCAAAGAAUUACAAGGAAUAGAGCAAAUAUCCUUGCUAAUCAAAGUAAGCAGAACCUUUCUGGUUGCUCCCAGAUCUCAGAAAGAGAUUUUGAUUCAUUGGCCUCUUUGAAAGGACGGAUAAGAUUAACUGAGGAAGAUGAUGCUCAGCCACAUCAUCCACGUAAAAGGAAGUUGUCACGUGUUCCUCAGCCUGUUCAAAUAAAUGCAUCUUUAAUGCAAGCUAAAGAAAAAACUCAUCAGUCUCUGGCAGCUGUUGUAGACUCUCUAAAACUAGAAGAGAUUCAGCCAUACAGUUCAGAGAGAGCAAAUCCAUAUUUUGAAUAUUUGCAUAUAAGAAAGAAAAUAGAAGAGAAACGUAAAUUACUAUGUAGCGUUAUUCCUCAAGCACCCCAGUAUUAUGAUGAAUAUGUAACCUUCAAUGGAUCAUACCUCCUAGAUGGCAAUCCCCUGAGCAAGAUAUGCAUUCCAACUAUCACACCACCACCAUCACUAUCUGAUCCACUUAAGGAACUCUUUAGACAGCAAGAAGUUGUUAGGAUGAAACUUCGUUUACAACACAGUAUUGAAAGGGAAAAACUUAUUGUUUCCAAUGAGCAAGAAGUACUACGUGUCCAUUAUCGAGCAGCAAGAACUUUAGCAAAUCAGACUUUGCCUUUUAGUGCAUGUACAGUACUGCUGGAUGCUGAAGUAUAUAAUGUGCCUCUUGAUACACAGACUGAUGACAGUAAAGCAUCAGUUAGAGACCGAUUUAAUGCAAGGCAGUUUAUGUCAUGGUUACAGGAUGUGGAUGAUAAAUUUGACAAAUUAAAGACAUGUCUCCUGAUGAGGCAGCAACAUGAAGCAGCAGCUUUAAAUGCUGUUCAGAGACUGGAAUGGCAGCUUAAACUACAAGAACUUGAUCCUGCAACUUACAAAUCAAUCAGCAUUUAUGAAAUCCAGGAAUUCUAUGUUCCUCUUGUGGAUGUUAAUGACGACUUUGAAUUGACACCUAUAUGACAGCUAGCAUUUCUUGCUGUUACAGCUAAAGACUGUGGGAUGCUUAAAUUACAGCACUAAAAUGGAAUACUGCCUUUAUCAAUAUUCCAUGUAUUCCUUCCUGAAAUGUGCCCCAAAUCUCAUUCAAUAUUGCACAUAUAAAUACCAUUUGUUAAUAAAUGGUAUUAUUUUAGCCUCUGGGUUCAAAAAGCAUCUACUCAAUAAAUCUAUCUAUGACAGUCUUUUACUCAAGAUUUAACAGCGCUGGCAGCUGUAAGUCCACUAAAAAGUCUUGCUAUUUAAAACUUCAGUGGUUUUUAUUAUUAAACAUACAAAAACAACAAAAACCUGUGGAAGAACUUUUAAGUUUGUGGGAAUGUGCAGAAUGAGAGAGUAUUCAUCUUACAUAAUUUAUAGGUUAACUGUACAGUUUUGUUUUUGAAAAAAAGUUAUAUUGUUUUCAAUUUUUAAAAUAACUUAUUUUAUACAUAUUGUGCAAAUGUAAAUAUUCUUAUAUUUAAUGUUCAGCCCUGUACAAAAAUAGAUAUUUUAAUUGUAAAAUUGUUUUGUCUAAUGUUUAUUGGACCAAAAUUGUUGUUGUUUCUUAUGUGUAAUGUACAAAUGAUUUUCUUUUAAAAGCAUGGUGUUUGAUUUAGCUGCUUGUUCAUCACCAUUACUGCUAAUAUUCGAUACUGAGUGGUAUUUGCAUGCUAGCUCAGUUGAAUUUUUCCCCUACUACAGGGUUCCUAACUGAUUGAAAUAUUUGUUACCAAUCCAAUAUACUGCUUUGUACAGCAUCCAUUCAUUCAGAGAAAUUUGCAUGAAUCCCUUUUCAUUGUAGUUUGUUGCAGUGCUUAUUCGAUUAUGUCUUAACUCCACAGAGCCAUUUGUCGUUUGCUCUGCUGCUACAAUGCCAUAUUUGUGACUUAACUUGAAAAGAGUAUUUUGUUUAAAAUCUUUACAAGAUUAGAAAACCAGCUCUUUACAUCCUGGUCUCUAAAGGAGUUUUUCAGUGUCCAAUUUAUUUCCUUUUACAUGCCUCUCUCAAUGAGAAAUCUUAAAUUGUAUAUUGUCUAUUUUAAUAUUCCCUGAUAGAAACAUAUGUAAAUAACUGUAAAUAACUAUGUUUAAUAAAUUCUAUUGGUCAUGCUAACAGAUGUUUGAAUCCUUGUGAUUGUGAAAUUUUCAUUUUUGAAAUUUUAUACAAUUUGACAAAUAAAUCCUUGAAAGUUCCAUGAUAA